GAGGUUGAGGUUAUGUUAUGUUGUUAUGUUAUUUUGUUGUCAAGUGAGUGAAGGAAAAGUAACUUGGUGAAAAGUAGUUAAUGGUGAACUGUGAAGCUCGUUAUUUUAAUUACCUACAUUUUAAUUCCAACAACGUCCAGCCAUGAGAAAUUUAAAGCUUUAUUUGAAUUCAAAGUACUCUUUGCAAAACAAUUGUCAGCAUUUGGCAAUUUCCUAUUUUAAUUAUAAUAAGAACAUAUUCCAUAGAGAAGGAGAUAACUUUGUGUAUAAGGAAGGUAGUAUAUUUACUGUAAACCCCAGAGAUGGUGCCUGCAAAGUACUGCUGUCUAGUGACCAGUUGGAGAUAGAAAACACUAAAGCUGUUGCAUUGUUUUACAAUCCUGUGUUAAACACUCUAAAUAUAGCCCUUGAAGUUGGAGAUGUACUAUCUCUUUCUCUUGAUCAAGAAUCAAAUCAGUCCAACAACACCGAAGUAGUUGUAAGUAUUGCAACGGGCUUACAAUCUGCGGCUCUCAGUCCAGAUGCUGAAACCGCUGUUUUCAUAACUGGCGAUAAUUGUAUCAUGGUCAUGAGCGGAAACUUUGAUCCUAUAGGGGAAACCAAUCUGUUUGGUUCUGAUCAAGGUGAGCAGACAAUGGUCAAUGUUGGAUGGGGAAAGAAAGAGACUCAGUUUCAUGGAUCAGAAGGUAAAUCUGCUGCUAAAAAAGCAACUGUCGAAGGACAAUAUCAAGAUUCAAAUGCAGAUGAACCGAACAAAGCUCCAACCAUUACUUGGCGUGGUGAUAGUUCGCGAUUCGCAGUUAACUACUGGUGUCCGGAAAAAAAGCAUCGAAAAAUUAAAAUAUUUGAUAAAUGUGGGAGCCUGCAGUGUACAAGUGAAUUUAUUCCAGGUUUGGGAGGGGUUAUUGCUUGGAGGCCAUCUGGAAAUUUGAUUGCUCUUACACAGAAUCUUCCAAACAAACAGGUUGUUUGUUUCAUGGAGAAAAAUGGGCUCCGUCAUGGAGAGUUCACUUUACCACCAAAUCUCAAGGUUUUCAAUCUAUCAUGGAACAACGAAUCAACCAUUUUGAGCGCAGUUUGCACAGACGAGUUACUGGACAAACCCUGUGUAUUGUUUUGGACAAUGGGUAACUACCAUUGGUAUCUGAAGCAGAAACUUGUAUUUCAGUCCUCUGUGGUUUCUCUGCAGUGGGAUGAUGUAAUUGGCAACCUCGCUCAUAUUCUAUUGGCCGAUGGAACUUUCUAUAUCUACCAGUGGGUUUGGAGUGUAGAUCACAGCGCUGGAAUCGCAACUGUUGAUUUGGCUGCUGUUGCUGUCAUAGAUGGAUGUGAUAUAAAAUUAUCAGCGUUCAAGAAGUGUGUUAUUCCUCCGCCAAUGUGCAGUGGAACCGUCACCCUGCCUUGUUCGGCUCUAGAGGUCGCCUUCGCCCCACACUGUGGUAUCAAUACUGAAGGUGAUUCAAAAUUGAGUCCCAAUGACUUGAUUGUUUAUCUAAGUGACGGCCGCCUGGGAAUAAUCAAUGGAUUGGAGACAACACUUCGCUUACAAAGUGUGAUACCUGUGGUGUGGGGCAGUGAGGUAACAGUAGAGGCUAACAGUGUCUCCCAUUGGACUUGGAUCUCUCAUGAUAAGCUGGUCUGUACGGCUCACUGUGACAAUACAGGCACUUACCUAUGUCUUGUGCAGUUGAGUGAAGAAGCAGCUACUGUCAUUUCUAAGGUUGCUGUGGACGAGCCCGUCGUCACGGUGUCCCAGAUCAGCGGAACUACGUCUGCGCUCGUACAGCUUUGUACUGGAGACCUGUUAACAAUAGAGCCAGACGGCAACAUGACACCACAUUCAACUUUGCCUGAUCCUUGCGUCUCUGUUAGAUGUAUCGGUACUCACAUAUUUGCUCGUGAUCAGAACAAUCAGAUGUUUGUCGAUGGUGAAUGUGUUGCGACCAACGUAACCUCGUACUACUGUCUCCUGCAGUUCCUAGUGAUGACCUUGAGCAGUCAUCAGCUGUGCAUAACCAACAUCAACUCAGGAUUUAAGAUGCUAGAUGGCAGUGACACAUGUCGUCGGGUAGAACGAGGGGCUCGUCUGGUGGUGUGUGUCAGUCACUCCGUAGUGCUGCAGAUGCCUCGAGGUAACUUGGAGACUAUUGAGCCUCGUGCUCUUACACUGGUCACAGCGGCGGCACUCCUAGACUCUGGAGACUAUGCGGCAGUUGCCAAGUUGUUACGCAGGCAGAGGAUCAACUUAAACCUGUGUGUGGAUCACAACCCGUCGUUGUUCCUGUUGUCAGUGCCGAGGUUCGUGGCUCAGAUACAGGAUCCACAGUGGCUCAGUGUGUUUGUGGCUGAGCUCAGUGAUCAGGACAUCACUCACACCAUGUACAAGGACUUCUACACCAACCAGACAGGGAGAGGGCCUCCAAUGGCAGACAAGGUGACACGGGUUUGUUCUGCUCUUAGAGAAGCCAUGAGCCAGACUGACAAAGAUCGUGAAAGGUAUGAACAGCCAAUCUUGUCCUCACUAGUGCGUGAAGGUUGUUUGGCCGAGGCGAUCGCAGCUGCAGACUCCGACCAGGCACUUAACUAUCUUGCGCUGCUCGUAGAUACUGACAGACUCUAUGACGCAGCCCUAGGCGCUUACAAUCUGGAUAAGGCACUAAAGAUUGCAGGAAAGACACUGAAAGAUCCAAAGGAGUAUGUUCCUUACCUGAAUGAGCUGCGCUCAAUGGAUCCACCUUUUAUGAGGUUUACAAUUGAUAAGCGUUUGCGCAAAACUAAGUCUGCUCUGCGCAACCUUGCACAGUGCGCAGACAAAGGAGAAGAGUGUCUACAGUAUGUGCAAGAAACAGGUCUCUACAACCUGGGCUUGCAACUGUUCAAAAACCAAACUCAAAUGUAUGAAAAGAUAUGUUUGCUGUAUGGAGAGUGGUUGCUGAAGCACUGCAGUAAGACACAGGCAGGGCUGAUGCUGAGUAGAGGUGGAGACAUCGCUGGGGCGUUGGCUGUCUACUCUAAAGGCGGCUACUGGAGACAGUGUCUCACCCUGGCUACCAGACACGGAUAUAGUGAUGUACAUUUGACAGAGAUGAGUGAGUCAAUGUACUCAGCACUAGUCAGCAGUGAACAGCAUGCUGAGGCAGCACUGUUGUGUGAACAUCAGCAAUGGUGGGACAAGGCUAUCAUCAGCUUUACCAAUGCUAGAUGUUGGUCUCAAGCAGUUUACCUGUGUUACACACGUCAACAGGAUUCUCUCCUCGACUCAGUUGUGAGGCCAGCUCUGCUGGACAGUCAGGCUCGCACUGUGGCAGACUUGCGCUCCAAGUGUGACGAACUUGAGAAACACUCCGCUAGACUGGCCGUGGUCAGGGAGAAGAAGGCCAACACGGAUAGAGACUUUGAUGCAAUGAGUGAUAUCCAGUCAGACACAAGCAGCCUUUCAUCAUUUACCACAUCAUCUGCUGGGACAAAAUCCACCAAGAACACACGCAAAGCUCAGAGGAAGUUGUGGAGUCUCAAGGAAGGCAACCCCAGAGAAGAACAGGCUUUGUUGUACACAAUCACAGAGCUGAUACAGAACACAGAGAAGCUUACAGGGGACGUCCAUCCUCUUUGUUCCACCCUUGCCGAGUUGUCAAUGGACGAAGAAGCUAUAAAGCUGCAAUCAGCGAUGGAGUCUGCUCUAGACAGAGUCGACAAAGUCAAGCACAGCAUCUGGCCUGCCUGUGCCGUCAAGAAAACCGGCAGUGACGCAGAUGCUAUUGACCCAACAGCCAUUGAUACACAACUGAGCUUUCCACCUAAAAGUAGCACUUCUGGUUCAUGGAAGCUCAAGAUCUUAUCAGAUUAAUAAAAAUGCUUGGAUAAGGUUAUCUUAAGUUUUUAUACAUUUGAUUGUACAUACUCGUAACAGAAUAAAUGUUAUUUUGGUUCUUACA
Macrosteles quadrilineatus (aster leafhopper) is the source of this 3935-nucleotide messenger RNA. RefSeq names its product elongator complex protein 1 (gene Elp1). NCBI's taxonomy places the organism in Eukaryota, Metazoa, Arthropoda, Insecta, Hemiptera, Cicadellidae. The transcript has 22 exons. Gene Ontology annotation, molecular function: tRNA binding. Gene Ontology annotation, biological process: tRNA wobble base 5-methoxycarbonylmethyl-2-thiouridinylation. Bases 143 to 3847 code for a protein of 1234 amino acids. The record is from RefSeq and is a predicted model, not a curated record. Gene Ontology annotation, cellular component: elongator holoenzyme complex; cytosol.